Messenger RNA from Parasteatoda tepidariorum (common house spider), 1974 nucleotides. RefSeq names its product solute carrier family 52, riboflavin transporter, member 3-A. Gene Ontology annotation, cellular component: plasma membrane. The record is from RefSeq and is a predicted model, not a curated record. Gene Ontology annotation, molecular function: riboflavin transmembrane transporter activity. NCBI's taxonomy places the organism in Eukaryota, Metazoa, Arthropoda, Arachnida, Araneae, Theridiidae. Gene Ontology annotation, biological process: riboflavin transport.
UGAUAACUAUCAACCCUAGAGAUAAGAUAAUAUUUUUUGAUCUUUUAACAAAUUUUUUCUUCGCGCAACCAUUUAUCUGAAAAAUCGUUUGCAAUCCGGAACGAAUGUAUUCAAAAAUAAAGCGUUCACUUUCGUUAAAAACUUCAUCUGACAUCGUACAGCAAAUAUUUCGUCAUAUCUGAAAGAAAAUUUGCUCUAUUUUCGAUUAAAUAGUUUUAUUUUAUUCCAUUUUUAUUGUUCUACGAUGUUAUGACAAAAGGAAUUGACUCCGAAAAAUUGGUUUGAUACAAAGUGAGUCCUAUGGGUUCAGAAAAGAAACCAACUCAAAGAAGCUGCGUCGUAGACUUGCUUAUCAUUCUUUUUGGUGUGAGUUCAUGGGUGGCUGUAAAUGGUCUAUGGGUGGAACUGCCCAUAUUGGUCAAUACAUUACCUGAACAUUGGAAGUUGGCAUCUUACAUAAUAAUCACAACCCAAGUUGCGAAUUUAGGGCCUAUUCUUUUCAGUGCAGCACGUAAAAUUUGGUCUCAAAAGGUACUAGAAAUACCAAUAAUACACGCUUCGCUAGCCCUUGUCAUAGUUGCGUGUGUUUUGUUAAGCCUCUUUUGGGACCAAACCACUUUCAUUUUUGGAGCCUGGCACAGUACAUCCUUAUUCAUACUAACCUUCUUCUUGGCCUUUGUGGAUUGCACGUCUUCCCUUCUGUAUCUACCAUUUAUUGCUCAUUUCAAGGAACAAUACGUCAUAUCUUAUUUGGUAGGAUCAGGAUUGAGUGGUCCAGUUCCAGGCAUCUUAGCCUUGGCACAAGGUGUUGGUGGCUAUGCGGAAUGUAGAAAUAUCUCAAAAACAACGGAGACUGAAUUCGGGAAUUUGACAGAAUACAGCAUUGAAGCAUUCUAUCCACCGCCAAGGUUUUCAGCCAAUAUCUUUUUCGGCGUUCUCUGUGGGCAAAUGUUAAUUAGUUGGCUAGCUUUUAUACUGCUCAACCAUUUACCAGCUGCUAAAAGAGAAAGAGUUAGUUUUCUUCCACUCUCGCUGCCUUCAAAUCCCGCCAUUGCAGAAAAUUUCCAGAGCUCGAUUGAAAAGGAUUUUAGUACAAGUCUAGAAAAGUCAGCUUCUGCAGAACAACAUCUGCUAGGAAAACCUCUUUUAACUACUUUUCAAUAUGCUGUAAUUUUAUUUGUACAAGCAUUCAUAUCCACUAUGUUUAACGGAGUACUACUAUCCAUUCAGACUUACUCCUGUUUACCGUAUGGAAGUGUUGCAUUUCAUCUGACUGUCACUCUGUCCAAUAUCGCCAAUCCUCUCUGCUGUUUCCUUGCCAUGUUUCUACCAGUCACAAAAGUGUGGUCAGUUACUGGAGUAGCAAUCUAUGCAAGUGCUUGGGCAGGAUAUAUUUUAACAACAGCCCUCACGAGCCCAGAGCCACCUUUUGUCCACGUUGCCUUCGGAGCUUAUCUAGUGGUAACUGCUUGGAUAAUGGUUUCAGGAUCAGUUGCUUAUACAAAAGCAUGUAUAGCUUCAAUUCUUCGACGUGCAGGAGGACAAGUUGCUCUGUACCGAUGCGGUGUAAUGACACAAAUAGGAUCUGCAGUGGGCGCUCUUGUGACAUUUAGUUUGGUGCAAUACACAACACUCUUCAAAUCAUAUGACCCAUGUAGUUGAUGUAAUAAGUUCAGGGUAGACAGAACACCCAAAACGGACUUCAUUAAGAAGCAUAUAAACUAAAGGAUUUGAAGGAUCAUUAGUCAGAAACCACCAAACCAGUAAAGAUCGCAACAGGAACUGAUAUUCUGAGUAUUUUUGAUUUAUAAAUUGAGGUUGAAGUACAUAUUGAGCUUUGUGAUAUUAUUUUGACAUUCGUUGUCUUUUACGUUGAGGAUGUUGGUAAAAAUGUUGAAAACUUGCACAGCUUGUAUAGUAUUACUUUUCGCGCUUGAGAAAUAUAAAAAAUAAAGCGGUUAUGAAAAUAUCUUU